Messenger RNA from Sorex fumeus (smoky shrew), 2509 nucleotides. It is a transcript of the gene FAM131A, whose product is annotated as family with sequence similarity 131 member A. NCBI's taxonomy places the organism in Eukaryota, Metazoa, Chordata, Mammalia, Eulipotyphla, Soricidae. The record is from RefSeq and is a predicted model, not a curated record.
GCCAUGAGGCAAGAGUGUUCUCCUUCUGUGACUAGGCACGGGUUCCAAGUGGGGAGGGGACUGGCUCAGCAUCCGGAGCCAAAAUAGGAAUAGAACUGGGAGCUGAGCCGGGAGCAGUGCUGGGCUUUUGGUUCUCCGCAUCGACGCAGCCAGCAUGCCUAUGAUUUCUGUGCUGGGCAAAAUGUUUCUGUGGCAGCGCGAAGGGCCCGGAGGACGAUGGACUUGUCAGACAAGUCGUCGAGUGGCCGCGGACCCCGCGUGGGCUGUGGAGUGGAUCGAACUUCCUCGGGGCAUUUCCCUCUCCUCCUUGGGAUCCGCUCGGACCCUGCGAGGCUGGAGCAGCUCCUCCCGCCCUUCCUCCGUGGACAGCCAAGACUUGCCAGAGGUGAAUGUUGGAGACAGAGUCGCGAUGCUGCCCAAGUCACGGAGGGCCUUGACUAUCCAGGAGAUCGCUGCGCUGGCCAGAUCCUCCCUGCACGGUAUUUCCCAGGUGGUGAAGGACCACGUGACCAAGCCCACCGCCAUGGCGCAGGGCCGAGUGGCGCAUCUUAUUGAGUGGAAGGGCUGGAGCAAGCCCAGCGACUCCCCGGCUGCCCUGGAGUCGGCGUUUUCCUCCUACUCGGACCUGAGCGAGGGGGAGCAGGAGGCCCGCUUUGCGGCAGGGGUAGCUGAGCAAUUUGCCAUCGCAGAAGCCAAGCUCCGGGCCUGGUCUUCGGUGGAUGGUGAGGACUCCACCGACGAGUCCUACGAUGAAGAUUACGCUGGAACUGACUCAGAGCUGGCGGGGCAGCUGCCGCUGGGUGCCCACCUCCAGGACCUCUUCAGUGGCCACCGGUUCUCCCGGCCUCUGCGCCAGGGCUCGGUGGAGCCCGAGAGCGACUGCUCGCAGACCGUGUCCCCGGACACCCUGUGCUCGAGUCUCUGCAGCCUGGAGGACGGGUUGCUGGGCUCCCCGGCCCGGCUGGCCUCUCAGCUGCUGGGCCAAGAGCUGCUCCUCGCCCAGCUGCCCCCAAGCCGGGAAAGUGCCUUCCGCAACCUGGGUCCCCUGGAGGCCCAGGACUCCCUCUACGGUUCCCCGCCCAUGGAGUCCUGCCUGUCCCCUGCAGAGGAGGAGGAGGAGGCAGCGGCGGCGGCCGCCCCCUGCGAGGACUGCGGGCCACUGCGCCCUGCGUGGGAACGGCAGCGGCAAACCUCCGAUGUGGCUUCUUCCGGGGUGGUGUCCUUGAAUGAGGAUGAGGCGGAGCCGGACCAACAGUGACCCUCGCCCCGCCCGCCCGGUGACGGGACGGCCUCAGCCCCUGCUGGGGGCAGAGCCUCCGUGGCCAGGGUGGCCGACACGGGCGACGGGGCCGCCAGCAGAGGUCCCAAGCCUGGAGGCUCCCGGGAGCACUCACUCUUCUGUUGUGUGUCUUUGCAUGAUCGUGUCGCGGGAGGAGGCCGGGGGCCGGGCUGGGGGCGCAUGUCCUGCCCCCAACUCCAGGGCUUUGCUGGAGCUCGCCCGGGGGCCCCGGAGCAGAGAUGGCGCCAGCUGUGGCAGACGGCAGUGAUGUUCAUGUUCCUAAAUCAAGAAUCGUCACAGACACGGUUUCUUCCUCGGACGAUGUGAAUCCCGGAAGGGCGGCGGUGAUGGCCUGGGGCUGUGUGUGUGGGAGGGGCAGGGGGUGUUUGGGGAGAGGGAACCCGACCCCCCUGUGCCCACCCCACGCCCCUCUCCUCUGCUGCUCUCACCUCCCAUCUGUCCGUGUGCAGUGAUUGAUCUCACCCCUCACCCCAGCCCCCUGCCCAGCCAGGCUUGUGCUGUGCGUCCCCUCACCAUCAUCUCUAAAUCUUUUCUUUUUCCGAAAGAAAGAGGGGGUUUGGGUCUGUUCUUCCAGUCGCAUCUUCCCUGGCAGGCAUCGGCAUGACAGAAAUCUGUGCCCUGCACCCUUUCCCUGGCCCCGCUGGAGGGAGGGGAGGGGGGCGGGGGUGUGUGUGGGGGGCUGGGUCCUUCCCCAGUCCCCUGGUCCUGUAUCUCCAGGGUGGACCCAGAAAUUGCUGCAGAGCUGGGGCUUGGGUGUGCUGCUCGAGACGGCCACUAGGGGGCCCUCCUGGGCUGCUGCUGUCCCACUCGGGGCAGGAAUGGUGCCAAUGAGUGAGUCCAGAGGGAGGAACUCUCUGGGGAGGAAAGAGGUUAGUGCCUUUCUCGGCUGAACAAAAAGGCCAAAGCUACCGUCCUGGGGCGGGGCAGGGGGAGGGGGGAGCCUCCGCCCCAGGCAGGGUGUUGGUGAUGAAUCAGUGGAGGCCUCCGCAGAUUCAAAGUUUUUCUGGAACCCCCGGGACCCCGGAGUUGUAGGGCUGGGGGUGGCCCCGAGGGUAGCUGCAGGAUUCGGAGCCCUGUAGACUUUGGCAGGUAAGAACAAGAGCUGAUGGGCACAGACAUUCUAUAUAUAAGUGGCUCAUUAGGUGUUUAUUUUGUUCUAUUUAAGAAUUUGUUUUAUUAAAUUAAUAUAAAAAUCUUUGUAAAUCUCUA